Molecule: messenger RNA, 825 nt
Organism: Trematomus bernacchii (emerald rockcod)
Lineage: Eukaryota; Metazoa; Chordata; Actinopteri; Perciformes; Nototheniidae
Gene: spcs3
Product: signal peptidase complex subunit 3
Exons: 5
Coding region: 134-676 (180 amino acids)
Biological process (GO): protein targeting to ER
Cellular component (GO): membrane; signal peptidase complex
Source: RefSeq, a predicted model, not a curated record
UUUUCAUUCCAUGACACUUGACGUUUCCUUUUUGUACACAGUAGCUAGCAACCGCGCACAGCCUGUGUGAUAAGCCUCUCUUUGAAUUUCUCUUAUUCUUAUCGUUUCCUGGAGUCGAAGCUGCUUUUCAAAGAUGAAUACGGUUCUUUCAAGGGCUAACUCGUUGUUCGCCUUCUCCCUGAGCGUCAUGGCGGCCUUAACUUUUGGCUGUUUCGUCACGACAGCAUUCAAAGACAGAAGGGUUCCUGUGGACAUCCACGUCUCUAAAGUCAUGCUGAAGAACGUGGAUGACUUCACAGGACCCAGGGAGCGCAGUGAUCUGGGUUUCCUCACCUUUGACCUCUCAUCUGAUCUGCAGCCCAUCUUCGACUGGAACGUCAAGCAGCUCUUCCUCUAUCUGUCUGCUGAGUACGCCACGAGGAGCAAUGCUCUGAACCAGGUGGUUUUGUGGGAUAAGAUCGUCCUUCGAGGGGAAAACACCAAACUGAACCUCAGAGAUGUGAAGUCCAAAUACUUCUUCUUUGAUGAUGGGAAUGGACUUAGGGCCAACAAGAACAUCACUCUGACGCUGUCCUGGAACGUUGUUCCCAACGCUGGGAUCCUGCCUCUGGUGGCAGGGAGCGGUCAUGUCAGCCUCCCCUUCCCAGAAUCCUACGAGACCACCAAGAGCUAUUAGACAGAGACACAGACCGCCACACAUGCUGAACACACACACACACACACGCACGCACGCACGCACACACACACACACACACACACACACACACUGGGGUUUCUUGAAAGAUGUGAAUUAAUUUUGUGUUUGUAAUAAAAUUAAGAUUUUAA